AUGCUAGACAGGGAGCUGAGUCUAGGCAAUAUUAGCGGCGCCAAAGCAAGUGUUAGAGGGUCUAACACAUGUCAUGUAUGCCGACGAUAUCGUUUUGUUCUCCAAGGCAACAAGAAAAGAUACAAAAGAUCUAUAAAGCAUCUUCUCCUAAUGAAAUCCCUCAAAAAGGAUGUAGUGUACCUUGGUACACCCUUGUUCAUGUCCAAAUCUCCAUCCAAAGACUUCAAAUUUCUGCAGGAAAAGUUGGAAUCGAAACUUGCAGGUUGGAGGUGCACUCUCAUUACAUUAGUGGCACAAGCUAUCCCCAGCUAUACUUUAUCUGCUUUUCAUGUCCCUACCAAAAACUGUGAUAAGCUGGAUUCGAUGACCAGAAGGUUUUGGUGGAAGCCUAAGGAGAAGGAGGGUAAAUUCAUAGCUUGGAAACAAUGGGACAAGCUAUUUCGACCCAAAGUCGUAGGUGGUUUGGGUUUCAAAAAAACCAAAGAAGUUAAUGCUGGCCUCCUUGCAAAGCUGGCAUGGAUGGUGGCCUCAGGAAAGCAUAGCAUUUGUAUGGAGGUUCUUCGCACUAAGUACAAAGUUAAAGAAGAUUGGCUUAGAGCGGAACCAAAGAAAAUAGCUUCCCCAACAUGGAGAGCAAUUGAGGAUGCAAAAAAUCUGGUUGUGAAAGGAGCAUGUUACCUACUAGGCGAUGGCAAAUCGAUCAGUGUUUAG
Quercus lobata is the source of this 711-nucleotide messenger RNA. RefSeq lists its product as uncharacterized. The record is from RefSeq and is a predicted model, not a curated record. Bases 1 to 711 code for a protein of 236 amino acids. The transcript has a single exon. NCBI's taxonomy places the organism in Eukaryota, Viridiplantae, Streptophyta, Magnoliopsida, Fagales, Fagaceae.